AUGCCGAAAAAAAGGCAUGCUAAUCAUGAUUCUUGGGACCCAAAGGCGGUCACAAAGAAGUUUAAAGCAACAAGAGGUACAGAGUUGGAUGAGUUUUUGGUCAUCGGUAUCGAUUUUGGGACGACCUACUCUGGUGUUGGCUGGGCUACAGCGGAAGACUUCGGAAACGACCAGAUCAAUUUCAUUACCAUUUGGCCCGAUGCCGACCUGGAAGAGGCGAAGGUCCCUACCGCCUUGGUCUACAAACCCGACGGCACUCAGUCAUGGGGUUACCAAGUUCCCUUUGAAGAGAAAGACCGCCUCUCCUGGUUCAAGCUUUUGCUUCUCCGCGAUGAGGAUGUCCCCAAAGAGAUCAAAAAAUCUGAACCUCUUCAACGAGCGCGACAACUCCUAGACAAACUCGGCAAGACACCAGUCGAAGUAAUCGCGGACUAUCUGAGAGAGCUUUGGGAGCACACUCUCGAAAUCAUUGCCAAGGCACGGUCGCCAACUCUUGUGGACGCACUCAAGUUCCAUGUUGUCCUCACUGUCCCCGCCAGCUGGAAGGACUAUGCGAGGCGAGCCAUGAAGGAUGCAGCGAAACGUGCUGGCAUCACUUCAGAUCGCCCUGCUGGGGAGACUGUCCUUUCGUUUGCCAUGGAGCCAGAAGCCGCGGCACUCGCCACGAUCUGGGAGAAAGAGCGUCACCUGAAGGCUGAUGAUGUUUACAUGAUCUGUGAUGCAGGUGGCGGCACUGUCGACAUCAUUACAUACAAGGUUGGGAGCUUGGAUCCAAUCGAGCUACACGAGGCUGCUGGAGGCGAAGCGGGAAUUUGUGGAGGAAUGUUCAUCGAUGAGAAGUUUCGUCUCAUUUGCAAAGCUCGACUCGGCCGCCACUGGUUCAAUCUAACUCUGAAAGGCAUCGGCGAAAUCAUGCACUCCCAGUGGGAACAUGGCACCAAGACAAUCUUUUCGUUGAAGAACGACAAGAAGAAAUACAUCAUCAGCGUCCCGGCCGAGGCAUUUGCAACGAAGAAAGAUAUGAAUGACCAAUCUCGAGAACCGAAGAUUAUAGAGGGACGAAUCUACUUCUCUGCUUUGGACAUUCAGAAGGCAUUUGAUGAAUCAUUUGCCAAGAUUGGGGAUCUCGUUUCUCGGCAGAUCUCGAAGUCUGCCCCUUACCCCGUCACGGCUAUCAUUCUGGUUGGAGGGCUUGGUUCAAGCCCCUACCUUUAUGAAUAUCUGUCUAACAAGUACAAGGGUAGGCCAGAGGUCUUGCAAGCUGGUGGAGCGAAACCACGCAGCGCGAUAUGUCGAGGAGCCGUCUAUAAGGGCUUUAUGGACAGACUCAACGGAAACCCCGCCGGCCUUUCUACCCGGGCACACAUGUCCGUGGUCUCGACUAUCGCUAGGCUUAGCCUAGGUGUUGAAGUAAGUCGGCCGUUCAUACAAGGCUUCCAUCGCGAAGAGGACAAAUACUGGGGCCGUCUUGAAGGUAAAUGGAUGGCACAGCGCCAGAUGCUAUGGUACUUGAAGAAGGGGGAUGUGGUCAUGGCGGCUGAGCCCAUCAAGCACUUUUUCUACCACAUUUUCGAGAAAGAUUCAAACAAGAAGGGGAUCACCAUGAAAUUGCUUCAAUGCGAGCUGGACGACCCGCCGGACCGACUCGACGGAUCUGUUACUAAGAUGGGUUCGAUGUACUGCCAAACAAGUCAUCUGGUCAAAGAUUUUGACCUUUUCAUAUCUCCACAAGAUGAAAAGUGUAAGAAGAUGAACUACGAAGCGGAAAUGGUGCCAUCCGGAGCGUCAACGAUCUUUACAGUCUAUUUCAAAGGCAAGAAGCUCGGAACCCACGAGUGCCAGCUGGAUCUCACCUGA
This is a messenger RNA of Clonostachys rhizophaga, 1857 nucleotides long. The record is from the annotation of a GenBank genome assembly. NCBI's taxonomy places the organism in Eukaryota, Fungi, Ascomycota, Sordariomycetes, Hypocreales, Bionectriaceae.